This is a messenger RNA of Nicotiana tabacum (common tobacco), 2333 nucleotides long. Its product is annotated as protein CYPRO4. The record is from RefSeq and is a predicted model, not a curated record. Gene Ontology annotation, cellular component: cytoplasm; nucleus. NCBI's taxonomy places the organism in Eukaryota, Viridiplantae, Streptophyta, Magnoliopsida, Solanales, Solanaceae. Gene Ontology annotation, molecular function: protein binding.
UCCAACCGUCAAAAUUCAAAAUUUCAAACUCGCGCUCCUCACACUUUUCACAAAUCACAAUCUCCGUUACUCCUUCCACCUUUCAUUUUCGCUUUCCCAUUUAACUCUGAAUCAACCCCAUCAAACGCUCCCCAAAUUUCGUUUAUUCAGAAAAAUGGGUGCUAAUCACAGCCGUGAAGAUCUGGAGCUUUCCGACUCUGAAUCGGAAUCCGAAUACUGUUCUGAGUCUCGGCAAAGAGAAGACGACGAAGAAGAUAACUACUACUCUGACGCCAAAACGACGCCGUCUUCUAUUGACAGCAAACAGAAUCCUCAAACCCCAUCCUCUUUAGACGACGUUGAAGCUAAGCUCAAAGCCCUAAAGCUCAAAUACAAUACUCCUCAUGCUAAGGCCAACAACCCUACCGAUAAAAAUGCCGUUAAACUUUACCAACACGUCGGAUUCAACACCACCAAUUCUAAAUGGGUCGUUUCUGAUAAGGUCACGACUUAUUUGUUCGUCAAAUUGGGUAGCGGUGAUGAGUCUGAUGAUGAAAAUGAGGAGAAUAGUUUUUGGGCUUUGCAAAUUGGGUCCAAAAUUAAGGUUAAGGUUGAUGAGAAUUUGCAAUUAAAGGCUUUUAAGGACCAAAAGAGAGUGGAUUUUGUUGCAAAUGGCGUUUGGGCUGUGAAAUUCUUUGCUGAAGAAGAGUACAAUGCGUUUGUUGAUAAGUAUCAGAGCUGUUUGUUUGAGAAUACUUAUGGGUAUGAAGCAAAUGAUGAGAAUAGAGUUAAGGUUUAUGGUAAGGACUUUAUCGGAUGGGCGAAACCCGAAGCUGCAGAUGAUUCGAUGUGGGAGGAUGCAGGGGAUAGUUUUAAGAGCCCCGAGAAGACGCCUUUGAGGGUUAACCAUGACUUACGGGAGGAGUUUGAGGAGGCGUCGGUUAAUGGAGGAGCUAUUCAGAGCUUAGCAUUAGGUGCAUUGGAUAAUAGUUUUCUUAUUAGCGAUUCGGGUAUUCAGGUUGUGAGGAAUUACAAUCAUGGGAUAAGUGGAAAAGGCGUUUAUGUGAAUUUCGAUAAGGAAAGGUCUAGUACUGUAGCUCAUUCGACUCCUAGGAAAGCUUUACUGUUAAGAGCUGAGACUAAUAUGCUUCUCAUGAGUCCCGUGACCGAUAAGAAGCCUCACUCUAAGGGAUUACAUCAGUUUGAUAUCGAGACAGGGAAGGUUGUUAGCGAGUGGAAGUUUGAGAAAGAUGGAACUGAUAUCUCAAUGAGGGAUAUUACUAAUGAUAGCAAAGGAGCUCAGAUGGAUCCCUCGGGGUCGACUUUCUUAGGUUUAGAUGAUAACAGGUUGUGUAGGUGGGAUAUGCGUGAUCGACAUGGGAUGGUUCAGAAUCUUGUCAAUGAAAGUACUCCUGUGUUGAAUUGGACUCAAGGGCAUCAGUUUUCUAGGGGAACUAACUUUCAGUGCUUUGCUACUACUGGUGAUGGAUCAAUCGUUGUUGGUUCACUUGAUGGAAAGAUUAGAUUAUACUCGAGCAGUUCAAUGAGAAUGGCUAAGACAGCUUUUCCGGGGCUUGGUUCUCCUAUCACUCAUGUGGAUGUUACCUAUGAUGGGAAGUGGAUACUGGGGACAACUGAUACUUACUUGGUAUUGAUAUGCACCUUGUUUGUUGACAAGAACGGAAGUACUAAGACAGGUUUUGCCGGUCGCAUGGGGAACAAGAUUUCGGCUCCCAGAUUGUUGAAGCUAAACCCUCUCGAUUCACAUAUGGCUGGAGCGAACAAGUUUCGCAAUGCUCAAUUUUCAUGGGUCACUGAGAAUGGGAAGCAGGAGCGCCACCUUGUUGCAACUGUUGGGAAGUUCAGUGUGAUAUGGAAUUUUCAACAGGUGAAGGAUAGUUCUCAUGGGUGUUACCAGAAUCAGGUGGGGUUGAAGAGCUGCUAUUGUUACAAGAUAGUUUUAAGAGAUGACUCUAUCGUAGAAAGUCGAUUCAUGCAUGACAAAUUUGCUGUAACGGACUCUCCUGAAGCACCCUUGGUGGUAGCAACACCCCUGAAAGUUAGCUCAUUCAGCAUCUCUAGCAGGAGAUUACAAAUUUGAACAGAGUCAAUUUGUUCAUAUGUGCAACUUAUUAGGUAUAUCUGGACCAGAAUUAGUGUCCCUCGCACUAAUUGCAUAUCUGCAAGCCAUUUAAAAACUGACGUCAAGUACAAUGUAUUACUUUAAUUUGAAGACCUGCAAAAGCUGUCUUCCAAUUUCUAGGUAUCCCCAGUGUAUUGUUGUAAUAACUGAAAGGAGCGGAUCCCUCUUAAUGAUUUCCGGUGAUUUGCAUUAUUGCUGUUUUCUUUGGACA